UCAUUAAGCAAAUUUUAUUAGAAAUGAGCGAACCAGUUGGAGAAGAUGAAGUGUUGGCAGAAUAUCCCAUUUACUUGACAACGGAGCUGACAAAGUACUUGUACAUGUUUCAAUACCCUAUGCGGUCAACACCUUUCAAUAGCAAGAAUGGACCCAAUGCAGCUCGUAUAAAGCCCAAAGCUAAAAUGGUUGAACUUGACUUGCCUUUGGACACGCGGUCUAGUAACUAUAGUACAGAACGUGGAGAGGAUUUUGCGAUGGGAUUAAAUGAUAAGACAAUCAAGACAGCAUAUGAUAGAAGAAUGGAGGAACAUGAGGAGGAGUUAUCGAUGGGACACAGUUAUAAACAACCCAAGAAGAAGGAAGAGGAGUUAUUGGAUAAGAUGACACUUACAUCUGUGGAGGUACCUAAGCAAACAAAAUAUGUGGUUGGUGUGAUUCGAGAUGAAGAGCUUCAUUUGACACCUAUUAAUACGACAGUUCAAUUAAGACCUGGCUUUAAAUAUAUCGAUAAAAUUGACGAGAAAUGGAAAGCAGCCAACAAGCGUAUCCAAGAUGUUGAAAAGUUAGAAGAAAAGAAGAAAGGAGUGGAAGCAAACACAGCACAGACACUUCAGGUAUCAGUAAAGAAUGCUGAAAGGGAAGGCAAUAUUCGAAGAAAUGUGUAUUCGAUGUCUGUUCGUAAUGCAGAGGAAGAAGAUUGGCAACCUAUUGUCUAUUAUGAUGAAACAUCACUUCAAGCAGAGAAAGUAUCAGAGAAAUUAUACACCAGCAAUAAGCAACUUUUGGACUGUAAAACAACGAAUGCAGAUUAUCUUGAUCAAUUAAGUAGUCAAAAACCUCAUUCAUAAAUAAACACUACUGUCAAUUAAGCAAUUGUCGGAUUUUCAUUGACAAGUGACGACCCUUUAGGAUAUGCCUUUUUUUUUUUCACCCCCCACCC
Messenger RNA from Mucor mucedo, 943 nucleotides. Its product is annotated as DNA-directed RNA polymerase III subunit Rpc5. Bases 24 to 851 code for a protein of 275 amino acids. The transcript has a single exon. The record is from RefSeq and is a predicted model, not a curated record. Gene Ontology annotation, biological process: DNA-templated transcription. NCBI's taxonomy places the organism in Eukaryota, Fungi, Mucoromycota, Mucoromycetes, Mucorales, Mucoraceae. Gene Ontology annotation, cellular component: RNA polymerase III complex; nucleus.